AUGAACAUCAACAAAUCCCCCACCGUCGUUUAUAGAGUCGACCCGCUUAAACAUGCUUUCAGAAACGUCUUCGAAGUACUCCCUGAAGGCGUUCGAGAUCAUGUUGUCGCCGCUAUUGGAGAAUUCCUCGGCACGUUUUGCUACUUCUUCUUCACAUUCGCCGGAGGAGAGAGUGCUGCUGCUUCAAUAAGUAGAGUCAAUGACCUGGUUUCAACGGAGCCAUCAGGACCGAAUCCAGCACUUCUGCUCUAUAUUGCCACAUCUGGAGCCUUUGCUCUAGCAGUCAACGCUUGGAUCUUCUUUCCUGUCAGCGGUGGAUUGUUCAACCCUCUGGUAGGUGACAUAUCGAGAGCCUGUCCUUUGCUUGAUAAAGGUACUGAUUACCAGUAGAUUUCUUUUGGUAUGGCUCUCAUCGGAGCCAUCACUUGGGCUCGUUGCGCACUCCUCAUAGCUAUUCAGACGGCUGCUUCUAUAGCUGGCGCAUACGUUGUAUACGCACUAUUCAAUGGCGGGCUGCAUGUGGAGACAACUCUUAGAAAUGAUACGUCCCCCGCCCAAGGAGUCGUUAUUGAGAUGCUCUUAACAGCCCAAGUGAUCCUCGCUGUUUUCAUGCUGGCUUCUGAGAAGCACAAGGCAAGUUUCAUAGCUCCAAUUGGGAUUGGCUCUGCGUAUUUCAUAUCCCAGCUCGUUGGUAAGGCCUCGGUCUAUCUUCGCACUUCGCAAACCACUUCGAUGCUAACAGGUUCGAAGGGAUCGAAUGGACUGGCGCAUCUCUAAAUCCAAUUCGCUCGUUAGCUCCUUACAUUGUGAAUCGAUCCUUCACUCACUACCACUGGAUAUAUUGGGCUGGCCCCUUUACAGGAACGAUUCUUGCCGUGGUUAUCUACAAGCUGGUGAAAGCUUUGGAAUACGAAACUGCACAAGAAGAGGGGAAGAGAGACGAAACUGCACAAGGAGAAGAGAAGGGAGACAAGUAUCCGGCUCUUCCCACGCCCAACAGAAGACCAUCUUCUGCUUUGCCAAGUAUCCAUUCGGUUGAUGUCCCAUCUGCCGAGCCAAAGAAAGCUGGAGAGGACAUGCCAGUUUGUUAUGCGGUAUGA
Molecule: messenger RNA, 1100 nt
Organism: Hymenoscyphus albidus
Lineage: Eukaryota; Fungi; Ascomycota; Leotiomycetes; Helotiales; Helotiaceae
Source: the annotation of a GenBank genome assembly